Molecule: messenger RNA, 6150 nt
Organism: Nilaparvata lugens (brown planthopper)
Lineage: Eukaryota; Metazoa; Arthropoda; Insecta; Hemiptera; Delphacidae
Product: monocyte to macrophage differentiation factor
Exons: 5
Coding region: 416-1198 (260 amino acids)
Cellular component (GO): membrane
Molecular function (GO): pore-forming activity
Source: RefSeq, a predicted model, not a curated record
UCGUCUGCUAGUGUGCUAGUUGACUUCGAGGAGGAGGUUGUAUUUGUUUCCUGGGGCUCACUUUGUUCUUGCUUUCCACUUGUUUUAGCUUCCUGAAAUGUCUAACCCUACAAGACCAUUCAAAUUUAGGGUUCCUUAGCUCUAUGAGGGUCGGUCUCAAUGAAGUAUGAAUUGAUAAGUUACAGGCGGUCUAAAUUGUAACCAGCUCAGUGUCAACAUAUAGGUACUAAAAUUAACCUUCUCAAUAAGUUGUAUAAUAAUUUUAUACGGCUUCUUCUCUUGUAAUCGCAGUUAUGUUAAGUGAAUUAUUGAAAAGGACAAGGGAAUUUAGGCGGCUAUGAAGCCUGCUAACUGGUAGAAGUUAGAACAUACGCGUUGUAAGGCGGGUCAGUACCCCGGGGCAGCAUUUGCUAGAAUGCCGUUCGUUGAAUAUCUGUCUUCGUUAUCACCAGAACCAUUUAAACAACUGUGCUCAUCAUGGCCCAAAGACAUUCGCUGGAAAAACGAAAGAGCAAAACCCGACCAGGCGUACGUUCCCACAGCCAUCGAACAUAUAGCAAAUGUUAUCACCCACGGGAUGUGGAUAGGACCAAGUAUAUACGCGGGAAUGGUGCUUCUGCGGAGAUCGGCGACAUGGCAGCAGUACUGGGCGGCAGUUGUUUAUGGGAUGGCCCUCGUAUUGUGCUUUGCCGUCUCCACAGUGUUCCAUUCGGUCUUCUUCGCAGGACACAACAGGCAGCUGAAAGACCUUCUGCACAGAGGUGACAGAGCGAUGAUCUACGUGUUCAUAGCGGCUUCGUACUUCCCGUGGCUGAUGCUGCGACCCCUGCCGGCCGACCACUGGGGCAGCGAGCUCUGGUGGCUGGUCUGGGUACUGGCGCUGCUCGGCAUCCUCUACCAACAGGUCUUCCAUGAGCGCUACAAGUCACUAGAAACAUUCUUCUACCUCUUCCUGGGUGUAGCACCCUCUAUAGCUGUGAUUAACAAGAGCGAUUUCUCGGGCCUGCCUGAGCUGAAGUUCGGAGGCCUGCUGUACGUGCUGGGUGUGUUCUUUUUCAAGUCGGACGGCGCCAUUCCAUUCGCACACGCCAUUUGGCACCUGUUUGUGGCGUCCGCCGCUGGCGUCCACUACUUCGCCAUACUGCAUCACCUCUACUCCGCCUCCUCCUCCUCCGCCUCUGCCACCUCCAACAACUAGGACCUACCUCCUUCCCUCCCCUCCUCCUCCUCACUAGUUAGUAAAAAAACCAUAUUGCGGACUGGAGUGAGAUUCACUACAAACUUUCAGCGUUAUUUAAAAGGGAAACCAUGUUGUUUAAAGGAUUGUUGACAGUGUUUGAAGUGAAUGUGCACUUCACUCCACUUCACUUCAUACUGUCAGCAUUGCUUAAAUUGGAAGCAUUGAUGUUUUUUAUAAGGAAUGCUCACUGAAGUGAAUCUCUCACUAGUUAGGUAGUGAUUUUUGAGAACAACCCCCCAUUUGGGCUGUAAGUAAAUUAGACUAAGCAAUAAAAUGACCCUUCACUUUCAUUCAUCAAAAUUGAUACUCUCAUAAUCUCAUAGUAACUCUUCGCAUUCGCCCUGUUUUAAUCAUUCCAAAUCUACAAUGCAUUUUCUGCCCUUGAAAUUUUUCAAACCCAUAUUAUAUCAAAAGAUUAUUUUAUUGAUAUGCAAUACUUUUUCUGUCUCCAUUGAUACUACAUGGUUUGGGAUGUAAAUAUAUUACACCCUAAUACUUCAAAAUGUUUUAUUCUAAAACGAGAGAAAACAUUAACUUUCAGUGUUUACCACUGUCAACUAAUAAGCACCUUCCAGAUAUAAAAACAAUUUUUGUAAUACCCCAUCAUUAAGACUAUUACUUUCAAUUAGCUACCAGAUUUGUAUAAUUAUUUUUCCACAAUACUUGGAAAUUACUAAUAAUAAUAUACUGGAAUAGCAAAUAUCGUCUUUCUUGAUAUGGGAGAAGCAUCAUAACUAUUAAGUUUUUAAAAAGAAUAUUUCAAUUCCAUGUCCAUUUUUUCAUCCAACAAUAUUUUUACAGACUCCAUUGAUAACAAUAAUGUACUCUAUAAUGUGGGGUACCAUUGUUCCCUUGUUAACCUGAAAAUCUGUGAUUCCAAUAAGAUAUUGUCUAACACUGCCCAUUUCCCUCAUUCUCAUCUGCCUUCCUUCUUUCCAAUAAUAUCUUAUUAUUCCUUCUUAUUCAUCUUUUCCUUCCUGUUUCCUAUUUUCCUGAUUUACAUAAUUUCCUACUCCACCCAAGCUAACUAGUUCUCAAAAUGUCUAGUAACUAAAAAUCAACUUUCUAUCGCUCUAUUGAAAAUAUUUUUAUACCAUAUUUUAUCGUUGAUGUUAUUAUAAGGAAAUUAGCAACUAUCGUAAUGUAAAAGUUAAUUAGAUGAGUAGUAUAAAAGUUGUUGUAUUCUAUAUCUUUUAUGUCUUGAAGACUCGAAACCUUUUUUUCUUGCCCUGGAUGAAGUGAUUGAAAAAUAUCAAAGUCGAAAAACUAUUAGAUAAUCUUUUUUAUUUGUAUACGAAUGUAGCCCAGAAGCAAUUUUUCUUGCCCUCACAUUCAAAGAGGAAAUGAAUGACUUGUGUAAAUUAUUUAUUAAAUACGAGUAUAAAAUAAUUACAGUGCCAUGAAGUUUGUAAAUUAUGGCAUUUAUUUACGGACUUAAUCUUAACAUUAAUAAUAAGAGUUAUUGAAACAUGGUUUAUCAUAGUUGAUACAAUGACAACACUUUAGUCACCCACUUCAACUAGGAAACUUCAAUUCAAUCUGUUUAUCCCCUCUGAAUAUUUCAAAAGAACUAGUACACUCGUUGACUGAGAACCUUUAAAAUAUAAAAUAUUUAAUGAUUUGUGAUAAAGUAAGUUGGUGAAGGAGCAAAUAUUAUAGUAAUGAAAUGAAGAAUUGAAGCCUAAACUAAAUAAUAACAUAAAUCCUAAAAACCCCUCUUUUUAAGAGUAUUUUUUAACUUUUGGCUAUCUAAAUUUUUUUAAUUCGUCACCCCACCAAUAAAUCCAUAAGUUUAUUACCUACUUCUUUUUACUAGACUACUCUACUGUAUCAUUAUUCAAUGAAUAAAUGAAUGAAUGUAGUUUUAAACAGAGUAUGCUAAAAAUCAAGUGAACAUUUCACAUUAUACAUUAUAAGAGAAUUUUUAUCUGUGAUGAGUUUCCAUUAUUCAGUAGUUGGAGAAAUAAAGAGUAUUACAAAUCAUAGAACUUCCAAUAUCUUCAGCUAUUUCAUCUUUACAUGGUUUUAUAUGAGAAAAGACAUGAGUUUAAGUACUGUAUCGUUUAUAGACUCAUCUCAAUUAUUGAUCUUGAUCACUGAUCACUCUUUCUUAUAUAUGAAUUCUAUUUAAUGAUUCUGAAAGUAUAUAACUUUCUAUAAUUAUAUUUGAAUAUUCACUGAGUAAUUAUCUUAUUUAAAUCUGGUAAAUAAAUAUUAUGACAUUUGUAAAUGAAAUCCCUGAAUAUAUAUGGAAAUUGAAAACACUUCUAACUACAACUAUUGUAUUCUGAUUGUUUACCGGUACUAUUUUAUCUAUUCUAUUAUAAGGUACCUACUAUUAAUAAUUGUCUUAACUGUGUCAUUUAUUUUUAAUGAAACUGUUAUACUGUACAGACCAAUCGAUAUAUUUCUGUUAAGCGUUGCCUGUUCUUGUAAAUUGGUAAUGAAUUUCAUCUGUGAUAAAUAAUAAUAUUAAAUAGACGGAUGGGAAUGUUAGUUCUGUAUAUGAUUAUAAUUAUCAUCUCAGAAUGUUGAAUGAAUGUUGAGCUAAAGUUCACAGCUUUGAAAGCAAUCGAAACAUGUAAAUUUUGUUGGAAUCUCGUUAGUAUAAUACUCUUGAAUGCUCAGGAUUCCUAAUUAAUAGUAACAUAAUGAGGACACUUCAUAAUGACGGGAUAUUGAAACCACAAUGGAAGAUGAUACCAUAAUAGAGUAAUCACUAGAAUAGAUGAGCUUUAUAAUCUAUAAACUAAUAAAAAAAUUAUGAAGGAGUGUAAAUCCUUUUGGUACCAUUCGGCUCCACAGAAAAUAAAUUUGAAUUUUUAAAACGCUGUCUUUCUGUUGAUGUUAAAGGGAACAUUACCAAAAAUUAAUUUAUUGUGAAUAUAAAAAUCGUUUCUUUUUAAAGUUAUAGACUGAGUAUAUUAUCAUAAAAUAAUCGUCCCACAUGCAGCUCUAGUAUUUAUAGUAGUUCGAAGUAUAUCAAUGUCUAUGCCAUACUGGAUUAUUAACAAAUUGAGCUGGUCGAAUAGAACAGAAAGUGUUGUAUGAAGAGAUAUCAACACAUUAUGGUAGGUGUUAUUAAAAUGUUAAAGUGGAAAUAAGUAAUAUUAAUAAUAUAUGAAGAUGUGAUUUCGAAAAUUAACUAGAGAAAGUACUCAGUUCGAAAAUGAACAGUGAAUUUGAAUGAAUGUAUUAAUAGUAUUUCUUACCAUCAUCUGGACAUUUCAUCCAAUUUAUUUUGUAGAAUAAAUUGUUCAUGUGGAAUUUAUAGUAGCAAAUUUGUAAAAAAAACUCAAUGUCUAGUGUAGGUGGUAAUAUAAGAGGCAGCCUCUUGAAGCGAUUAUGGAAAAUUCAGUUACCACACUAACCUAUAAUGUUAUCUUUUUUCUCUUGUGUGAUGCAGCAUAAAAUUAUUUAAGGUUUUUAGUACCUAAUAAUUGAUAAAUGUACGUUUUCAAGGGGUUUUUAUGUGAUUAAAAAUACCUCGAGGGUAUUUCAGCUAGACCAUUGUUACCACUGCAAUUACAGCUCAUCUAGAAGUUUAAAAUAUACCAACACUGUUAUUGCUUGCAAUUUGAAUAACUUUCUUUACAAUUCGAUGUCCUCAAACUAGAUGGCAACUUUCAACUUGGUUUGUUAAAUUCAUCAAGUUACAGCUCAAUGGGUUAACUCUAAUAAAAAAGCAGAAUGGUGUCUGUAAUGGCUGUAUAUAACAAUCUUUAUGGUUACACUCUCUAUUAUUCCCAAUCUCGGUAUUAGUUUUGGACAAAACUCAAAUGGCACCAUUGUACUUGAUGCAAGCUUUUUAACCAUUUUUCAUCUUUAUUUUAUAAUCCGUCGUAAAUCAAGAGGUAUUGCCAAAUUUACUAUUUAUAGUUAUCAUAGUAACUCAAAUAUACAAACUGUAAUAAAUUUAUCAGCAAAAACACACAAUUAUAGGAACAAUUCAGGCUAGUUCCAUAAUCCAUGACAACUUUAAUCCUAAACUUCAGGUGUAGAGAUUAGACAUUUUUGUGAAUGGGUUUUUGAUCGCAAUAUUUCCUUUCAUUUUUUAAAGAAUAUCUAAGUGAAGUUUUAAAAGUGGGUAUGUCAAAAAUUGAAAACUGUGAUAUAAAUAAUUAGACUACAAUAUUAUUCAGUCGUCAGCUACUAAUCAGUUCAUUUUUGUUGUGGUUGUAUCCUCUAUCUAGAUAUUCGGUGUAUUCUAUUUUUUGUCAAAAUUAAAUGCCUCAUCAGAGCAGCUACCAAUACUAUUCACCAAAUUAUUCAAUGAAAUGCCUGAUUCUAAAUUAUGUUAUACAACUAAUGACACAUAAGAAUUAGUCUUAUGCGCCAGAAGUGGCGCAUAGCUCAUUCGGUGAAAAUUCGAGUGGCUUAAAGAUAAUUACUGUAUAUCUGUUCUUUUAUUACUUACAUUUACGGUACUGGAGAAUCUACCUGUUAUUUUAGUCCUAAAAAGCUGUUCACUUGAAAUUCACACAUUACAUCACAAAUUCAAAAUCAAUCACAUCAUUUAAAAAUGAAAAACAUUUUAGUUUGUAUGUUAUGUUUUAAUGCAUGUUUUAUAAACGUUGAUGGUUUUGGAAAAUUUUAUUUCAGUUUAUUUUUAUGGCGAAAAAAUAUCUGAUUAAUGGUUCGGUUUUUUUUAUUAAAUAAGUUCAUUGGUUAGGUUAUUCAGUAUAUUUUUAGUUAUUUUAAAUUUAGAUUAUAUUCCCCCCCCCCACCAAUCAAUCAUCUUCCUCAUUAUUAAUUAAGAUGCAUUUUGAAGAAAUGAACGAAUUUAGUGGGAAUGGACAAGUUGAAUAUGUAUGUGUAAUAUAAUUAAUAUGUUUAUGGUAUGGUGUUGAAAUGUUUAUCUUUUACAUCUUACAAUAUUGAUAUUAAUAAAAUAUCACGUUUUGUUAAAA